AUGUCAACGCCUAAGCAUGAGAUCGAGGAGCCAGUAGCAGAGGCUGGCUUGAUAGCGAAAGAGAAGGAGGCAGAUGGAGGGUACGAGGGAAGACAGGAGGAGGAGCUGGACGAGGCCACGACCAAGCACGACUUGCAUUCGGCGGCCGGCGAAGGUAUGUUGGGAGCAAGCAUCGGAUGAGAGUGGAUUUUCAUUUCUCAUGCAGGUGGAGCGCUGCAAUCGGCUAAAGUCGAAUCGGAUGAACCAGGAUUUGAUGGGCAACGACAUUCCAAUCCGCCAGCUGGGCACGGUCAGUCUACCGAAGCCGGGAUAAACACAACACAACAGGGCGAAGAAGAAGUACCAUAUCCAGAACCAGAUGCGGAAGAAGAUCUCCUUCCACCACCAGACUUCAAACCUUUCUUUACAGUGGUCGAAAGCACUGAAAGCGGCGAGCAUCACCAUCAUCCUGCUGUCCACUACGUCUUCGCGGACGACGAUCCAGACAUCCUCACAGAUGCGGCCCUCGAGAGUCUCGCCAACCAACAAGAAGAUCCUGCGAGCGAACGAUUCGUAUUACUCGACCUCUCCGCUGAUGGUACAGAAGUCCAGUCUGCGUCCUCGCUGUCGCCGGAUUGGCAGGCUCUGAAGACGCACAUUGCACCAGCACCAAGCUGGGGAGGCGGUGACGGCAAAGAUGCGGAGAGGGGGCUAAUGCUCAGGAUCUCAGGGCAAGAGGCGAAGCGCGAGUCUAGGUACAAGGGAAAGAGGCGAAAAGAAGAUGUCGAUGUUUUACUGAAAGCGUUUGAUGAGCAAAUGACCCGUUUGGAUGGCGUUCUUGGGAGUGACGCUGCUACUACAGAUACCCAUGGAGCGCCACAGCAAAAGGUUCACGAAAUAGAUUCGGUAUGA
This is a messenger RNA of Lecanosticta acicola, 891 nucleotides long. The record is from the annotation of a GenBank genome assembly. Lineage: Eukaryota; Fungi; Ascomycota; Dothideomycetes; Mycosphaerellales; Mycosphaerellaceae.